This is a messenger RNA of Xyrichtys novacula (pearly razorfish), 402 nucleotides long. NCBI's taxonomy places the organism in Eukaryota, Metazoa, Chordata, Actinopteri, Labriformes, Labridae. The record is from the annotation of a GenBank genome assembly.
AUGCUGUCACCGACGAUCAAGGUGGUGGGGGGAAACAGUGGCAGGGGUUGCAUGGCUCCUGUAUCCGAAGCAGGGCACGUGGCUGGGCUGCGAGGAUUCGGCGGUGUGGUGGAAGCCAGCGGCUGCGGGGAUGGUCUGCCAUUUCGGUUCGGGGCGGCGAUGGCGGGCCCGGCAGAGUUCCGUCGGACUGCCUCUCAGAGAAACCUCUUGCGGGCGGCCGAGGAUGCGGUCCGGCUCUCAGAGCAGUCAUCAAGGCGGGUUCCGGGACACCGCGUGCGACCAGGGACCAGGUCCCCUCCGCCAGUGCCAGGCCAUAUGGGAAUCCCUCCGUACGCCGGCAGGGAUGUGUUCUUCGCACCAGCGCCCGUUGACGCCUGGGAGCUGGUCGCCAGAAGAGCCUGA